AUGAACGGCAGAUGAGGUGAACACGUUAACGUUGCAGUAAGUCGCCUGGCCAAGAGACACUUCACCACCACCACCACCACCAACAUGACGAUUAUGAGGGAGGAAGACUUGGAAAUCGCUAUCAAGGUGGUGAUCGUGGGUAACGGCGCUGUGGGGAAGUCUUCGAUGAUCCAGCGGUACUGUAAGGGCACGUUCACCAAGGAUUACAAGAAGACAAUCGGCGUUGACUUCCUCGAGAGACAGAUCACGUUGAGUGGGGAGGAGGUACGGCUUAUGUUGUGGGACACGGCAGGACAGGAGGAGUUCGACGCUAUCACCAAGGCUUACUACAGGGGCGCCCAGGCCUGUGUCGUCGCCUUCUCCACCACCGACCGAGACUCCUUCAGUGCUGUGAGAAAGUGGAAGAAGAAGGUGGAGGACGAGUGUGGUAACAUACCCAUGGUGUUGGUCCAGAACAAGAUCGACCUCAUCGACCAAGCCACCGUCAAGCCGGAUGAAGUCGAGUCUCUAACUCGUCUGUACAGGACAUCAGUGAAGGAGGACCUCAACGUUGAUCAAGUGUUCAAUUUUCUAGUGGAGCGAUACUUGGCCCUCAUCAACCACACGGAUGAUAUCUAUACCACCAAGAGCGUCGGAGAGAGUGAGUAUGGGAGAU
Molecule: messenger RNA, 655 nt
Organism: Homarus americanus (American lobster)
Lineage: Eukaryota; Metazoa; Arthropoda; Malacostraca; Decapoda; Nephropidae
Gene: Rab23
Product: ras-related protein Rab-23-like
Molecular function (GO): GTP binding; GTPase activity
Source: RefSeq, a predicted model, not a curated record